GAGAGUGCCUUGAUUCUGGAAAUCACUGUAGCUCCUGCGGAGGUUAAAAGUCAUUGGCGUCAGGGAAUCGCUCUGUGAGUCUCACAGACCCGCGCUCUGACACCUACGCUAUGUCCCUCGCAUUAUAUCCCGAACCGAAAGAGGUUAGACGAUUCAGGAAAUGGCUCCUUAAAAACGGUGCUCAGGUGCAUGAAGCCGUUCAUUUCCAAAAGAACUCUUCCGGGUUUUCCAUCGUUGCGCGCAAAGACGUGCCCGAGGACUCUACGAUCGUGUCGGUACCAUUCGGUCUCGCGAUUACACCUGCAUCAGCCCUCAAGGCUUUAUCAGAGAUUCUGCCAAAUGAGGCGCGAGCGUUGAUAAAUUCUCUACAGAAAUGGUCUGAAAGGCAACUUAUCUGCUCCUACAUUUGUGCCCACCGGUUUUUUGACGAGAAAAGCACCCCGACAUCUCUUAAACAUGGACCAUACAUCGAUAGCCUACCGCCACCGGAAAAGCUUCGAACAGCUCUACACUUUACGCCUGCCGAGUUAGAGCUCUUUCGCGGCACCAACCUCUACGGCGCCACCAAUGAUAGACGGAACGCCUGGCAAUUGGAGUGGCAACAGUGCCGUUCCGUCUUCUCUGCAGCGAAUCCCAAGUGGGGUCCGCUGCUCACUUGGGAAUGUUACCUGACAGCCGCGACAUACCUCUCUUCUCGAGCAUUCCCCUCCUCGUUGUUGACUGACCAACCUUCGCUAUAUCCCACCCCAGAUUCACAUCCAAUCCUCUUGCCAGGGAUUGACGCUCUAAACCAUGCCCGUGGACACCCGGUGUCUUGGGUUGUAACCGAUCCCUCAUCGUCGACUUCCAAUCCUGUGAUAUCCUUGGUUUUACAUAAGCCAACCGAGAAAAGCACUGAGCUCUUUAACAACUACGGCCUCAAGCCAAACGCCGAGCUAAUUCUCGGCUAUGGCUUCUCGCUGCUUCACAAUCCCGAUGAUACCAUUGUCCUGAAAAUUGGCGGUGCACAACAGUUGGAUAAGACAGGGAACGGAUGGGAGGUAGGUCGAAACGCCAGAGGUAUCGAGCCUGUGUGGCAAGCCGUCUUGAACGCUGUUUCUGCGGGCAAAGAGGAAGAUGAAGAUCAAGGUGUAAGCGUGGUGGAUGAAUUAUACGCCGCAGAUAUGCUUGGUGAGAUGGCUCAGGGUCUACAUAGUCGUUUACCUUCAGGCGAGACCCCUGCGGACCAAGAGAUCAGACCGGACGUGGCGACAAUGUUCGACAACUAUCUUGAAGGCCAGCGUGAUAUUCUGCAGUCAAUCAUUGAGUUUGCCCGUGACAAGGAGAAACGUGCGAUGGAGAUUGCUCAAGAGCAGGGUCUAGAGAUGGUCGAAGAAGGAGACGAGGAAGAAGCUGAGCCUGAAGCCUAAAUCAUAGUUGUUAAGGUUGCAUUUGAAGGUCAUCAAUUGUGUACAACAGAACGAAAUCAAGCAGAGUAUACCAUAUGAUAUGCAUUUAACUUCUUCGCAAUCGAGCGUUCAGCAGAACAUUUAAUACCGUCG
This is a messenger RNA of Somion occarium, 1541 nucleotides long. NCBI's taxonomy places the organism in Eukaryota, Fungi, Basidiomycota, Agaricomycetes, Polyporales, Cerrenaceae. The record is from the annotation of a GenBank genome assembly.